UGGAGACAUCGGUGCAGACGCAGAGGUGUAGUAGCCAGUAUAUAUCGUCUCUCAGGCUUCGUGUGUAGUGUGUACUGUGUACAUAAACAACCUAUCGGUUUUCUUACAUAUACCUAUUGCUGUGUGGACUCUCGCGAGUCUCUUGGAGUUUAUUAUUAUCUUACGUUAUUGAGCUGUCUAUAGCGAUUUCGCUUGGACGCAGAUUCAUUUGAGAAUUACCAAGAUAUUGAAAAAAUCAAAGAGGUAGAAAAUAUGGAGGCCCCAUUAUCAUCCUACUGGGUAAACUUUUUCAAAAAUGCUGGAUUUCCAAAAGAUGUUGCUACCAGGUACGCUGUAAUAUUCUCCAACAAUCGCAUCAAACCUGAUAUGUUACCAGAUUUGGAUAAGCCCAGUCUCAGAGAAAUGGGCAUUACUCUGAUGGGUGAUCUGAUAGCUAUUUUGAGGUACGCCAAGAACGUAGUGGACGAAACCAAGUGUCAAAAUCUUUUGAAUGCAAAUGACUCUCCUCCUGCGCGUCCAGUUAAGGCUGCCCCUAAAUCGACAAUUAAGAAAGCAAAUGUAACAGCUAAAACAACAACUGCCGUGAACAAAGUUAAGGCUGAUCCCUCAAAAGUGAUGAAAUCUAAUGGCAAUAAUCUAGCCAUGAAAGCAAAAAUUAUUCCGGCUGCAGCUAAUAAAAUGACAAUCAAAAAAAAAGUUGCAUCCAGCGCAGUGGCAUCAAAAUUGUACUCAGAUCUCAUUGAAGAGGCACCAAAAUUGAAAGUGGCUCCAAUGAAAAGGAAAUUUGAAAGUGAGUCAUCAGACGAUGAAGACUUGACUCUGCUCCUAGAAAGUGUGCACCAAUCUAGAAAACGACCUAAAAAUCCUGAAAUGAUGGAAAAUAAUAUGGAGUAUGGACCUAAGGUACCUCCCAUGAGAAGUCAGCAAAUUGUCAAGAAACCUGUACAGCCAAAAAAAACAGUUUUUCAUCGAUUAGGAGAUAGUAUGGUUUCUAGUACUACAAAUGUAGAUUCGCUGAAUUCUAGUUUUACUCCUUCAUUCACUGUUACUGGUGUUGGAAAAGAAAGUCAGAAACGAUCCUCUGACAGUGUUUUCAAUCGCCUUGGAAAUAAAGAUCAAACUUCUCCAUCGAACGGAGUAAUCAGAUCUACCACUAGUAUUUUAAAAACUCGAGUUCCAAUGAAAGGAACCAAAGUAUUGACUACAAAAGCAGCCAUUUCAAAAGUACCUGUCGGUACAAUGAGAGCUGAUCAAGAAGUCCUCACCAAAAAAUUGAUUUUAAAUCAAAAACCACAACCAGUUAUAACUGCUGCAUCUUUUAAACGCGUUCCAGGAAAAAAAAACAAUUUUCUUCAACGAGCAACAAAGGUUCCUGGAAAAUUGGCAUCAGAAAGACAAGAAAUAUCCGCAAAAUCCCGCCUUGGUUUAAAUAAACAAGUGACUUUCAAGAAAAUGGCUACAGUUAAUCACUUCAGGAAUCAAGGAACUGAAGUUAAACAGUUUAAAAAACAAGGUGUUUUUAGUAGAUUAGGAUAAUUUCAAAAAGCAUCUGGGUAAAACCUGUGUCUUAGAGUUGUACAUAUCUUGAGUUUUAAGAAUAUAUGAUUAGAAAAUAGCGCAUUGAUCACAUCCUGCUUUUCUGUUUUUUUUUUGUAAAAAGAUUUUCAUAUCUUUCAUUGUAUUCACGUUAUAGUAACAUAGAAAAAAUUGUGUAUAAUCUUGAACUCACGCUAGUUAUAAGUAUUUAAAAUUAAUUAUCAAAAAGUAUAACUUCUUUAAAAAAUCUAAUUAAUUUCAUUGAAGUGUAUGAAAUCUUGACAUAUUUAUUUUUAUAAAGAAAGUAAUUUUGUUCGACAUCAUUUGAAAGCUUGCAUUAAGUCUAUUUAUCGUGUGCAAAAAAAAAUCAAUUUCAAUCCAAAGUAAUACAUUAGUAGAGUUACUAAUCAUGUCCUCAAAAGAAUAUAUAUUAGUUCGAAUUCAGUUUAAAAAUUAUGUUAAAAUAUAAUUAUGAUAUGAUGUACAAUAAAUUAUAAAAUUGCAAUGAAAAAUAAUU
Trichogramma pretiosum is the source of this 2053-nucleotide messenger RNA. RefSeq lists its product as uncharacterized. The transcript is spliced from 4 exons. The coding region runs from base 253 to 1536 and encodes 427 amino acids. Lineage: Eukaryota; Metazoa; Arthropoda; Insecta; Hymenoptera; Trichogrammatidae. Gene Ontology annotation, cellular component: nucleus. The record is from RefSeq and is a predicted model, not a curated record.